GUUAAGUUAGGUAGGACCGCAGGGCCCGGGAAGUAUAAUGUUUUUUCGUCAAUUCCUCGGAUAUGACACCCUUGAGGAAUGAGUUCAAGAGAAGGGCUUUGGGUCGAGCUCAUAUGAAGCCAUCUCCUCCCUUCUACCGCCCCGCCGCCGCAUCCGUUUCAUACAUGUACUCUCUUUCUCAAUUGGGUUCCGAUUCCAAAGCUUUCUGCUCCGCCCAGCAAAGAUCCCUGGACUCCAAUAUCAGGACAGUAGAAGACACUUCUCGAGGGCGUCGAAAAAAUUUGACUUUCCGGCAGCAAUCUGUCAAGAAUCCACAGAGUCAUCCUUACUAUUCCGACCAUCACCCACCUCCGAAUUUGAACUCCAAUCAACACUUUAAUGGUCAGCAGUUUAGACCAGCAUCACAGCUGAACCAGACCGGUCCACGUGCUCCACCUCCCAAGGCUCUGAAUUUCCGGUACUGGGAGUAUGCUAAAACUGCACCUCCUCCUCACUGCGAACGGUUCACUGUACUAUCAUAUAAUAUUCUAGCUAAUUACCUCGCGACCAACCAUCGGGCGAAACUUUAUGGUCACUUACCUCUGCAUAUUCUGGAGUGGGAGUCACGCAAGAGAAGUCUUGUUUUUGAACUUGGACUAUGGUCAGCCGAUGUACUGUGUUUACAGGAGGUCGAUAGAUUUCAAGAAAUGGAGGCUGAAUUGCAGUUUCAAGGAUACAGUGGCAUAUGGAAGAUGCGAACUGGUGAUGCAGUGGAUGGGUGUGCAAUAUUUUGGCGUGAUUCUAGAUUGAAGUUGCUUCAGGAAGAUUCCAUUGAAUUCAGAAAGCAUGGUCUUCGUGAUAAUGUUGCCCAGAUAUGUGUAUUUGAGUUGUUGGAUCAAAAUAAAGGCGACAGUAGUGAAGCUUCCGCUAUACGCUCAUCAACUGCUAAUAAAGUUGUGGUUUGUAAUAUUCACGUGCUUUUCAAUCCUCGAAGGGGUGAGAUGAAGCUUGGACAGAUGAGACUGCUUCUUGAUAAGGCUGAUCAUUUUUCAAAACUUUGGAAUGGUGCUCCGGUUGUAAUUUGUGGAGAUUUUAACAGCACACCCAAGAGCCCAUUGUACAACUUCAUUGCUGAACGAAAGCUGGACAUAUUAAAAGUAGCUCGAGAUAAGGUCUCCGGGCAGCACCCUGAUUCGGAAAAUUCACCCAAACAUUCAUCUCCUAUGAAUAGGCCCAAUUCUUCUACAGACUCUGUUAAAGAUGCAUCAGUCUCACAUGAGGGAGAAGAAAGAGAGGCAUGUUCCAAUCUAGUUUUAAGCACAUUGUCCCCAAUAGUUGCAUCAGGAGAUGGACUUUCAAGAGGCUGCGGGUCCCAAACUCAAAAUUCUGUAGUGAAUGGCUCCAGCAAAACUUUUGUGGGUGCUCACUUUGAAGAUAAAGCUAUGGAAAGAACAGUAGAAUAUUUCACAGAUUCCCAAAGAACAUCUACUAUUCGUCUCAAUGCAGAUAGCCCUCAUAUCUAUGAUAGUGAAGGUUCAAUACCAUCAACUCUAGAAGAAGGGGUAGAAGAUCAGUCUUCAGGUGAAGACUCUGCGACGUUUUUAUCUGAGCUAUGUGGUGCAUCUGAUCGGACUCCACUUUCAGUAUCUGAGCGCGGAGAACCAGAUGAACGGUCUGGGCUAUCUUCUGUUUCUCACAGCAAAGAGUUACCUGGUGUCCGCGGUGCAGAUUUUCGGGGCACUUAUUAUGACCCAACAGCUUGGACUCCAAUAGAGAUACAAACUGCAACGGGAAGCAUGGACUGCACAGUAAUGGAACACCAUCUGAGGCUGACAAGUGUGUAUCGGGAAGUAGAGAAUGUUGUGGGAAAAAGAGAUUCAAUUGGAGAACCAGAGGCGACCAGUUACCACAAUGCAUUCCUGGGCACAGUUGAUUACAUAUGGCGUUCUGAAGGUCUUCAAACUGUGAGGGUGCUUGCUCCAAUUCCAACACAAGCCAUGCAGUUUUAUCGGGGUUUCCCCACAAAGAAAUGGGGAAGUGAUCAUAUUGCUUUGGUCUCAGAGUUGGCCUUCACGGAAAGAAGGCUUUCCGGUCAAGAACGCCAAAGCUGAGUACUCGACCCUUCUUCACACUUCGCUACCAGCUUCUUUAGUUUGGAAGUUGCUUUUGUUAAAAAUUUACAGGGGGAAUUGAUUGUGCACCCCUUCUUGAGUGAUAUCAGACUAUUUAAGUCUGAUCCGGUCUGGUCUGUUUAAGUUUGGUUUGAUCUGAAGUGGUCUGAUCCGCUAAAUGUAUAUUACUACGUAUAUGUUAUUUUACUAUUAUUGAAAUCUAAUUUUGUAAGUACAAGUCUCGUCUAAUCUUAUUCUUUAGAUUGAAUUCAGUCAAUUUUAAAAUAUUCAUAAUAUCUUUAUGCGCACUUUUUCA
Messenger RNA from Cuscuta epithymum, 2406 nucleotides. Lineage: Eukaryota; Viridiplantae; Streptophyta; Magnoliopsida; Solanales; Convolvulaceae. The record is from the annotation of a GenBank genome assembly.